CUCCGACGCCUUCCACCAGAAGAUCCUAAAUUUGCCUCGAAGCGCCCGCACCUGCCCACAGCAGGCAUGGAUGACGACUUCGAUGAUGGAGAUUACUACGUCAAGCCGCGCAUGCGCCUCGCAUCCGAGCCGUUCGUUUCGCCAGAGGACCAGCUAGAUCCGGACGCCUCGGUCUCUCGCCCAGUUCGAUACAUCCUCUGCGGAUUCGCCGCCGCGCUGCUCGCCGCGGGAAUCGUGACGUCGGGGUUCCUCCAGUUCGCCCUCAUCUGGAUCACGCUAGCCCUCGUUAUAGGCCCUCUCGCUCCAAUCUCACAAACAGGAGGGGACUGUCGAGUUGGUGUCGGUCCCCCGCUAGAAGAACACUUGCACGCGGAGGCCGAACCAGCAGAGGAUCCGUCCCCAUCCUCUCGUUACAAGCCCGUCAUUCCGCGUGAAUCCCGGGAGGCCGAGUUGGCAGAUCUCCCCAUCCAACGCUCCGCAAAUGACGGCGCGACAAACGUCGGCGACGCCGCGGAGAGCCUGGGGGUCGACACGAGCGAGUGGACGCGGGAGGAAUGGGACCAACUCAAGAAGCUUCUCGUGAAGCUUCCUCGCGGCACGACGCAGCGGUGGGAGAAGGUGGCGCGCGGUGUGGGGUCGGGGCGGCGCGCCGUGGACGACGUGGUCCGAUCCGCCAAGGCCGUGGCGCUGCAGAAGCCGUCGGAUCGCGACGCGUAUGCCGCGUUCCUCGCGCAGCGGAAACAGCACAAGGGAAGCGCGGGGGGAGCAGCAGGCGGAGCGGGGGGAGCGGGGGGAGCGGGGGGAGGGGAUCCGGCGCCAACGAACAGAUGGGAGGAAGAGGGGGUUGGACCGGGGGGUGCGGGGGUGGGGAGUUCUGCUGCAGGAGAGUCUGAAACGGACGGCAAGGUUGGUAACUCGGUUACCACGUGGACGGAGGCGCAGGACCGGGCGCUGGUGCAGGCGCUGAAGGAGUUCCCCAAGGACACGGCCCUGCGCUGGGAGCGCGUGGCCAGUGCAGUGCCGGGUCACAGCAAGCAGCAGUGCUUCAAGCGGUUCGCAGAGCUGAGAGACAACUUCCGCAAGAAGGGGUCCGACCUCGCAGAGUGACGCCAGGUGGAGUCAUCCGAGUUCAUCUCUCAUCUCACCUGCUGCUCGCAUGUGCCAGCGCCCGGUUCUUCUCCCUGUCCACCCAGCCAUACUCGCGUGUUUCUUUGAGCAUUGGAGCUCUAAAUCGUUGGGGCAUGUGGUGCGGAGGGUGCAGUGUUCAGCUGCGCCAUUGAUUGAAAUGCCACCAUGGUGUCCUAGUGCACAUUUGUUGGGCCAUGCUGCUCUUCUCUGUUAACGUAGAAACGAAUGAUUACUAGAGGUGGAAACCUAGAACAAAUACUAGUUGGUUGUACUCACUAGAAGCAUACCUCAGUCUAGCC
Closterium sp. NIES-67 is the source of this 1427-nucleotide messenger RNA. NCBI's taxonomy places the organism in Eukaryota, Viridiplantae, Streptophyta, Zygnematophyceae, Desmidiales, Closteriaceae. The record is from the annotation of a GenBank genome assembly.